GCGCGGUCGGGUGGCAUUAACCAAUUCGCUUCGUCCGCCACAGUCCGAAGAUGCAGCUCACCGCUUGGAUGCUUACGCUGGCCGCCGCCGUCGCCGCCCAGAGCAGCGGCUCGGGCUCGGGCACCGACGCUCCGAUCAACGAGGUCACGCUUGCUACCCAGCCCGGUAAAUGCAACACGUCCAAGGACUGCAAGACUGGCUUCCAGUGCGUCGCCGUCGAGUCCGAUAUGACCGGCGUCAAGAUGCUCCGGCAGUGCGUCAAGGGCGUGGUGUGCUCGGGUAACGUCGCUGGUGCGUGCCCCAGCUUCUCGAACUGGAAGCCCGAGAACUACCGCCUCGUCGAGCCUGUCUGCGCCUUUGCGCCUGCGCCGAACUGUAACUCGGCCAUCAACGCCCAGGGCCAGGUCGUCCAGGUCCGCCGCUCGCUCAAGGAAACCGCGACGGCCAAGCCCGGCAACGUCACGUGCUACCAGAUGACGUACCCGUCGGUCGAUGGCUCCGACCCUGUCAAGGUCAACGGUAUCUACCGCUGCGUCGACAAGAAGAUCUAUCUGAGCCAGUCGCUUGGCUCGACGUACACGCAGAAGCAGAUCACGUCGUGCGCUGGUAACGCGUCGACCUCUGGCGGCGUCUCGGUGAACCUUGGCCUUUGCAACGGCCACGGCUCGUGCGCCCCCACCAACAGCUUCAGCGCCGAGUACAAGUGCAUUUGCUCGACGGGCUACUCGAUCAACGACAACUGCUUCAACGCCACGGGCAACACGUGCGACACGUACGGCCAGUGCGGUCUUGGCAACUGCGAUAUCGCCACGGGUCUCUGCAAGUGCCCCGUCGGCUCGAUCGGCAACCAGUGCUCGCUCUGCGACCCCACGAUGAACAACAAGACGGAUGUCACGAUGUGCAACGGCAAGGGCUCGUGCGGUAUUGACGGCCAGUGCGUGUGCAACUCGGGCUACGCUGGUGCCAACUGCGCCACGAAGGUCAAGGUCAACUCGACGGGCAGCUCGUCGGGCUCGAAGACGGCUGCCCCGUCGGCCGCUGUCGCCACGCACGCCUCGAUCGCUCUCCUCGGCGCUGCCACGAUUGUCGCCGCCGCCAUGCUCUAAGCACUCUUGUAUAACAAGCUACGUUCUAUUGAACUCACUGGCCUUGCACCCGUGGCCACGUACAUUUUAGCAAAUAUCCAAUCUUG
This is a messenger RNA of Saprolegnia parasitica CBS 223.65, 1192 nucleotides long. RefSeq lists its product as hypothetical. NCBI's taxonomy places the organism in Eukaryota, Oomycota, Saprolegniomycetes, Saprolegniales, Saprolegniaceae. Bases 51 to 1106 code for a protein of 351 amino acids. The transcript has a single exon. The record is from RefSeq and is a predicted model, not a curated record.